Molecule: messenger RNA, 894 nt
Organism: Ruditapes philippinarum (Manila clam)
Lineage: Eukaryota; Metazoa; Mollusca; Bivalvia; Venerida; Veneridae
Product: protein kinase C-binding protein NELL2-like
Exons: 6
Coding region: 17-709 (230 amino acids)
Source: RefSeq, a predicted model, not a curated record
UGCACUGAAUUGCUACAUGUGUCCACGUACAGACGGACAAUCACCUACUGAUGCAAAUAUAGAGUGUCUUGCUCUUGGAUGGGAGAUUUCAUGCUCACCGGACCAGGAUAGAUGUUUUAGCCGAUUCCAUUUCGACUCCACAGAGGUACAGAAAGGUUGUGGAAAGAGUGAAGAAUGUGUAGGCAGUACUUCCUGUUGUGAAGAAAGUUACUGUAACGCCGAUCCGCAAAAUGCAAAAAGCGGCUUGGGAAACCCUUGCAGUAACGAGGAUGAGUGUAUCCAAGGCGGUACAACCAUGGUUUGUGACCGAAGCAGUCCGAUGGACAACAAUAAACAAUGUCUUUGUACGACGGAAAGCUAUCAAAGGGGAGCAACUUGUAAACAAAAGAGUUUGCCUGACGAAACGUGUACAGAAAACCGCCAUUGCUUAAACGUCAAUACCACGUGCAACAAACGACGCUGCACGUGCGACGCAGGAUUAUUUGCAAAUGGAACACUGUGCAGUGAACUAAAAAACUUCGGACAAAUAUGUUCGCUGAACAAAGAAUGUGCCGGAAGAAAUACGAUGUGCGCAUACAAUGUCUGCGCAUGCGCGUUCGGAUUCUUGGUGGUGAACGGAACCAAUUCCUGUUCCGGAACAACAAAGACAGAAUCGUCAAGUUUUCCGAUCGUCAUAACGGCUGCCGUCAUGUCAAUGUUAAUAGUGUAAGGGAGAUAAUGGACAUCCGACAGAUAUCAAACACUACACCUUGGUUACUUCCCUUCCGCAUUUUUAAAAAAAAUAUUUUUUUAUGAAGCCGUCCUUACGUUUGGAAAGUUAGAUUUAUAUUAUUCAUUGUUCUCACAGAAUAUAUAAUUUUUAUAAAUGUAUCAUUCUGCCGGAUUUUGUGACGA